AGAAUGUAGCCGUCGGGAAGACUGCCUAUCAGAGUUCCUACCUCGCUGGAACACCUGCAGGAAACGCUGUGGAUGACAACAUUAUUCAAUCAGAUGCAGGGUUGUGUAUACUUACCAACAUUAGUCAGCCAUAUACCUGGUGGGAAGUGGAUCUGGGUCAAGAAUAUUUCAUUCACCAAGUUGUCAUCUACUUCAGGACAGACUGGGAGUGGAGACGAAAAGGAAUCCAGGUAUACACAGCUAAGUCAGCACGACAGGGUAGUGAAGGCGCAUCUUGUGGUUUAAAUAUCACAGGUAAAGAUGACGGAUCUGACAUUGACGAUAUAACCAACAGAACAUGUGAUGUCACAGGAAGGUACGUGACGCUCUACCAAGACUACAACAAUCCUGAAGGCUCAACAUGUAUGGAUUUCUGUGAAGUUGUUGUCAAGGCAUGUCCACUUAACAAGUAUGGUGCUGACUGUGACAAGUUGUGUGCGGAUCGUAAAUGUGCUAGGAAUGAUUCAUCCUGUAUUAUGUGGACAGGUGAAUGUAACGGAGGAUGUCUAACUGGCUGGAAAAACGAUGACUGCACCAUAGAUAUAAACGAGUGUCAGAAUGCAACGUAUCCAUGUGACACCAAUGCAGUUUGUGGAAAUACAGUUGGGUCUUAUACAUGUACUUGCAAAGUUGGAUUUUCCGGAGAUGGACACACCUGUACAGCAUGUCAGUCUAACAUCAAGUAUGGUUCUAACUGCAUCAAGUCUUGUUCAGAUCGGAACUGCGCCAACAGUAGGUCGACAUGUGAUGCAAACACUGGAGCUUGUGAUGGAGACUGUAAACAGGGAUGGCGAGACGUGGACUGUACCCAAGAUAUCAACGAGUGUGAACAGAAUCCAUGUGGUCUGAAUGCGAACUGCACCAACACAAAUGGAUCAUAUACCUGUGCUUGUCGAACUGGAUAUUCUGGAGAUGGACACAGUUGUACAGAUAUCAACGAGUGCCUCAAUCAGAAGUCAUGUGAUAUUAAUGCCAACUGCACCAACACAGAUGGUUCAUACACAUGUACUUGCCAAGCUGGAUAUUCUGGAGAUGGAAACAACUGUACAGAUGUGGACGAGUGUCUUGAACAGAAACCAUGUGAUACGAAUGCUUCCUGCAGCAACACAGACGGAUCAUAUAUAUGCGCUUGCCUUAAGGGAUUUUCUGGAGAUGGAAAAACUUGUACAGCAUGUGUAGAAAAUGUUAGAUACGGUCUUAACUGCAGAAAGUUAUGUAAGGAUCGCAAAUGUUCGUCUAGAAAUUCAUCCUGCAACUCGUCGACUGGUACCUGUGAUAACGGAUGUCAAGUAGGAUGGAAUGGAUCUGAGUGUACACACGAUGUAAACGAGUGUACUGAACAGAAUCCAUGUGACAUGAAAGCGGAGUGUAGCAACACAGACGGGUCAUAUACAUGUGUUUGUCACAGUGGAUAUUCUGGAGAUGGAAAAACCUGUACAGAUAUCGACGAGUGUCUUGUACAAACAAUGUGUAAUUUAAAUUCCAAUUGCAACAAUACAGAUGGGUCAUACACUUGUACUUGUCUGUAUGGAUAUUCUGAAGAUGGAGAAACAUGUGCAG
Messenger RNA from Gigantopelta aegis, 1599 nucleotides. Its product is annotated as neurogenic locus notch homolog protein 1-like. The annotation marks the transcript as partial. Gene Ontology annotation, molecular function: calcium ion binding. Lineage: Eukaryota; Metazoa; Mollusca; Gastropoda; Neomphalida; Peltospiridae. The transcript is spliced from 11 exons. The record is from RefSeq and is a predicted model, not a curated record.